Molecule: messenger RNA, 2798 nt
Organism: Chiloscyllium plagiosum (whitespotted bambooshark)
Lineage: Eukaryota; Metazoa; Chordata; Chondrichthyes; Orectolobiformes; Hemiscylliidae
Source: RefSeq, a predicted model, not a curated record
UUUGAUUUUACUUUGACUUUGACAGCCUUUAUUAGGGGAAAUGAAGCUCGCAAUUUCCUGGGACGACGUCUCCUAUACAAUCGAUGGGAUUUUGAAAUUUUUACUCAAGGAAAUCUUGAACGAGAAUGUAUUGAAGAAAUAUGUAGUUUUGAAGAGGCACGUGAAGUUUUUGAAGAUGAUAGGAAGACAAGUAUCUUUUGGAAACAUUACACAACAAAGGGCCCUUACGCCAAACCAGGCAUUACAACUGAUAUAACUACAAUUCUGACUGCGUUCUUUGGCACUGUGUUAUUUUUAAUUCUAUUGGUGUUCUUUAUCUGGUAUUACUGCAAGCAGCGGAGACACAAAGAUCGAAGUAGUGCAAGGCGGAUUGAGGAAACCUGCAUGAAUCCUGUGCCGUUUACAACCGAUCCAGAGUCAGCUCUACCUUCCUAUGAACAGGCUCUUGUGGCAACUGGACAAUAUGAUGCACCUCCACCCCCUUAUCCAGGGUCAUCUUCUGGUUCCUGGAAAUCACAUCACUCUUGAUAAUGAAUUUAUUCGAUGAUGAAUUAACAAAUAUUCGCACUAACAGUAAACAUUUAAAUUUGGUGUUUUUUAAAAAUGAAAUUUGCACUAUAAAAUAAUAUUUAAUUAAGUAUCUUUGUAUUGGAAAGUGAUACUUGUAUAUAGCUUUGUGAUGUAAAAUGAUCAUAAAUUAUGCAAAAUGUUUGUCUUUUUCAUUGUUUAACCUUUAUCUGACACUUUCUUAAUCUAACAAAACGCUUGAACAAUUUAAAUAAUACAAAUAUAAAUGUUGUGAACUAUUGACCUUCACACUUGUUUGGGAGUACAAAUCUGAGGUUAGCUGUAAAUCGCAGAAUUCUCAAACUCCAGUUAGAUUAAGCAUUUGUAGAAUUGAGCCUAGCUUAAGUAUCACUGCAUUAUCAGACAUGUGCUUGAUAUCAAUUAUAUGUAAAACUCAAUUUCAAAGACUGUUGAAGUCUAGGAGUUUAAUAAAUCAAAUCUAAAUCAGACAGAGGUAUAGUUUUAAAAACUGUUUUUAUACAAACAACCACUACAUGACAUCUCAAAGUUGUAGUCAGUGAAAAGGCUGGUCGUUUAGAUUAUCUGUAUCAAAUGUUGCUUUCAACUAGCUCAGCUCAAUCAUUAAAUUCAAAUACACAUUUCAAAUAACUGCAGCUUGUGUCCUCACUGGCCACUAAAUGCUUUCAGUUGCCAUUAUGAAGGUUGUCAACCAUAAAAACCUUAGGAACUGGCUUUGGAGCAAAUUUUUCAUUACCUUUUACUCAAUCUCUGAUUGCAAGUUGAAGAAUUCUGCUUAUGCCCAAGAUGCUUUUCAAUCGCCAACUCAGUGCCUAUACAAUUCACAGUUGGUUUGCGAAGCUGGCAAUUUUGGCUAUCUGCUGUCCUGGAUUAUAUUGCUUUUAGGAAAAGUUCAAGUUGUAAUAUUGGGUAGUUUGGUCAUAGCACAUUUUAUGCCAGUUAUUUAAUGCAUGCACCAGUUGCUUUUACCCCUCCUGAUUGAAGGUGAUAUGUCUUAAAAAAAACUGAAAAUAAAUUAAAAGGCUGUUCUGUUGCCUGGAGAAUGGAACCUGGAAAUAGGCAAGGUUUUGCAAAAAAUGUGCAGUUCAACCUGAGCGAAAGAGGAAUCGGGGAAACUAUUUCAAUUCAAACCCUUAGGCCUCCUUAGACUUGCAUACAAUUGUUUAAGGCUGAUUUACUGGCACACCUUGAUCUAGAGUCAUUUUUUGAUGUGGUUCUCACUUCCUGUGAAAUUAUAACAAGAUUUGGGGGUUGGUUAAUUCAGCUGACAAUAUGGCUAGAGAGUGUUGCAGAAUGAUGUCAGUAAUAUUGACUUCCUCCCUGUACCAGCUGUGAUAGUUCAUGCGACUCCAUUUCAUCAUCAUGCCCAAUCCUCGAACAGUGGUGUGCCUCAAGCUAUCUUAAACCAAUUGUCUGUCUGUUUGUCCUUCUCUCCCUGUAUGGAGAGAGAUGCCUGUUGUUCUUCGUUACCUGUGGCGAACUACUUUGUUUUAAGGUAAUAGGUUAUGGUGAAGUCCACACUUUACUGACUAAGCAAAAUUUGUUCCUUUUGUGUUUUUAAGACUCAAAUUAGUGUGAAAUGUGAGUGGCAUAAGUUGUCAGCUAUCAAACUAACUAUGACUAAGGCAAAAAUGAAACCAAGAACUGCAGAUGAUGGAGAUCUGAAACAAACAAAAAUUUAAAUUGCUGUAGAAACUCAGGAAGCCUGGCAGCAUUUGUGGACAGAAAAGGGAGUUGACGUUUCGAGUCCAGACACCCUUCUUCAAAACAGUUCAAAAGAAGUGUCACUAUCCUCAAAAUAUUAACUGUUUUCUUUUCACAGAUGCUGCCAGAUCUCUAAUUUCUCCAGUAAUCUCUGUUUUUGGUUGACUGUGGCAACUUCUUUUUGUGUGCUGAAUUUUCCAAGCUUAUUCAGAAAUGUGUGGUCAUGGUUUGAUUGACACUAGUGAUUUGAAAUGUUGAUACACUUUGAUCUCCUUAUGAAAACUGGCAUCUCUGUGCUUAACAGCCAAUUCUUAGGCAUGCCACCACCACCAAAAAUGCAUAUUUCUAUGGGGAUAUUUUUCCUGAGAAGGUUUAGCUGCUGUUUCAUCUUUUUGUCCUUUUCUUUGACAUUUCUCUUUUUUUUCAGUUGUUAUUGAUCAACAUUUUAGAUUCUAUAUUCUUGUUAAAUAAUUUCUGCCUGUAGAUUUAUUGCAUUUUAUAAUCAUCUAUUAUGUAUCUUUGUAAUAGAUCAAUAACCUGUUAAACAU